This is a messenger RNA of Sordaria macrospora k-hell, 1710 nucleotides long. RefSeq lists its product as uncharacterized. Lineage: Eukaryota; Fungi; Ascomycota; Sordariomycetes; Sordariales; Sordariaceae. The record is from RefSeq and is a predicted model, not a curated record. Gene Ontology annotation, molecular function: phosphatase activity.
AUGGGGAAGCCUAGACUUAUCAUCCUGAUCAGACACGCCCAGUCUGAGGGCAACAAGAACCGCGAUAUCCACCAGACGAUCCCCGACCACCGAGUCAAGCUCACAGAAGAUGGAUGGCAACAAGCAUACGAUGCCGGCCGCCGGCUACGCAAGCUGUUGCGCGCUGACGACACGAUCCAGUUCUUCACCAGCCCCUACCGCCGCACACGCGAGACCACAGAAGGCAUCUUGGCCACUUUGACCAGCGACGACCCGGAGCCCAGCCCCUUCAAGCGGAAUCACAUCAAAGUCUACGAAGAGCCCCGCCUACGAGAGCAGGAUUUUGGAAACUUUCAGCCAUGUAGCGCCGAGAUGGAACGCAUGUGGCAGGAGCGCGCUGACUAUGGUCAUUUCUUCUACCGUAUCCCCAACGGGGAGAGCGCCGCAGAUGCAUACGACCGAGUCAGCGGUUUUAACGAGAGUCUUUGGCGCCAGUUCAAUGAUGACGACUUCGCCAGCGUUUGCGUUCUAGUUACACACGGUCUUAUGUCUCGAGUCUUCCUCAUGAAGUGGUACCACUUUAGUGUCGAGUACUUUGAGGAUCUUCGAAAUGUUAACCACUGCGAGUUUCUCAUAAUGCGCAAGAACGACAACGGCAAAUACCUGUUGGAAAACAAGCUACGAACGUGGUCGGAGCUAAAGAAGGAGAAGGCUACACAACAAGCUCUCUUGACCGGAGGAAACUCCAAACUAGACUCAGCCCCUUCCACCACUCCGCGGAUGCCUCCCGAUCCCAGUGCACCGCCUGUCGAGAUGCGUCGCCGGUGGGGAGGUUGUCCGAAUGGCUGCAACCACGACAAGAACUUCAAGAUCCGCUCGAACCUUGCCGAUCUCGUCAAGACCGACCAUAUGAUCUCGAGCCAUGUUACCUCCACCGAUGCCAUUGUUACCGAUAGUGCGAGUGGUAAUUCAACAGACGUCGAUACCCCAAGUGUCGGUAGCAGCAGCAUCGCGCUUACAGAUGGGGCCGGGCCUGGCAAGGCUCGAGGAGUCGCCAACGCCUCUUUCAACGGUACCGCACAGCCUAAUGGGCCGACAAUUGCGAGCCGAAGACCGACAGCCAAGCACAUUCAGUCUACCAGCAGCGGGGUCACGCUGUCGCCAGAGGUGGCUCACACUGGUCCGGUCAUCGACAUAACCAAAGCACGCGAAGAGGUAGUCUCCAGUCCCGACGGCACGCCAUCCUUUAUCUCAAUCGAGGAUCGCCUACGAAGCCAUCUCAAAAGUCCCAGUGUGCCGCCCCGUCCCCAUAGCCAUGGUCACAGCCUUCAUAUCGGUCGUGAUGGCGGAGGCACCUACAGUGGGCAUAGCAGCAGCGAAACCGAGUUGUCAGAAGACGAGCGGCAAAAGAUCGUCAAGAUCAAAACACCGAGCGGCGGACUCACACCCCUUGCUGCCCGUCCCGCGCCACAUCGCCAUUCUAGCCGGGACCGGAGCCAAAUGGGCCGUGGUGCCAAAGCCAACCGUCUAGGCGAUCAUCCUCCCAGUAGCGACGGCGAGCAUGAAGCUGAUGGAGAACAUGAGCCCGACUGUGAGGAAGACGAAGAGAACAGCUGCCAGGGGCAGGAAGAGGGCGCCAAGCUUACCGAGUCAAUGAAAAAGAAGCAGAGUCUAGAGAACCUGACGGACGCAGAGAAAGACGACAGAAGUCUACGAGGGAGUGUCUACUAG